GUCCUGUUGCUCGGCAACCGAUUUGCGUCCUCCAGCUGAGCAGGCGCCUGGUUAGUUACACCUGUGAAGCGGAGCCAACGACUGGCUACAGCAGCCCUACGCUUACACCUCCCACGCCCACCUCACGUGCAAACAACGUGUGGUCCCAGGUGCUCAUUCCAAGUUUGCCUUCAGCCUGGGCUGCGGGCUGGCAUUGCGGCGAAACACUGCUGUCGAGAAAGCGCCUAAGUUUUCCUUCUGAAGUCCUCCUUUAGAAGACUUAGUGGAGAAAAGAAAGUCACUGUUAUACGCCCAAUUUAGAGCCACUUACCUUGGGAGCACACAGCGUUCUGAGGCUCGAGAAAGCAAGUAACUUGUCAGUUAACUAGGUGUGGGAAGGGGACCCUUAACUUCAGACACUGCCUCAGAGUGAAGCCGGGGAGUGCAGGGGCAAGUGCCAGACCGUUUGUUGCCCUGUCAUGCUCAGCAGAGCUUACUACUUGCUGCAAAGAGACUUCCGAGAGUUGAAAAAGAACAAUUAUGAGGGUAUCACUGCCUUUCCUAUAAGUGAAGAUAUGAUGGAAUGGGAAGCUGAUAUUGAAGGUCUACAGAAUACAAUUUGGCAUGGUUCAUUCUUCCAAUUGGUGAUACAUUUUACACUGGCGUACAAUUUUGUCCCUCCAGUUGUGAAAUUUAAAACAAUUCCUUUUCAUCCAAAUGUGGACCCACACACUGGCCAGCCCUGUAUAGAUUUUUUGGACAACCCUCAUCAGUGGAAUAGAAGCUAUACAUUGAGCAGCAUCUUACUUACCCUCCAGGUUAUGCUUUCUAAUCCAGUGUUAGAAAACCCAGUGAAUGUGGAAGCAGCCCAUAUACUGACUAAAGAUGAAACUCUGUACAGACUAAUAAUUCUACAACUUUUCCACCAGCCAUUAUCAUUGAAAGGUGACAGUUCUGAGCCACCUGAAGACCCUGAUAAAGUGAUCAAAUCAGUUAAAUCCAUCUCAUUUAAUGACUACUACAAGACGUGGUCUGAAAUAGCCACGUCAAAAGCCACGGAGUAUUACAGAACUCCAUUGCUUGAAGAUCCAAAUUUCGUUGGAGAGUAUUAUAAAUGGAAGAAAAAUGAGGGAAAACAUCCUAAAGAAUGUCAUUUAAAGUAA
Messenger RNA from Camelus dromedarius (Arabian camel), 1142 nucleotides. RefSeq names its product ubiquitin conjugating enzyme E2 U (gene UBE2U). The transcript has 8 exons. The coding region runs from base 459 to 1142 and encodes 227 amino acids. Gene Ontology annotation, cellular component: HULC complex. Gene Ontology annotation, molecular function: ubiquitin conjugating enzyme activity. Gene Ontology annotation, biological process: DNA repair; proteasome-mediated ubiquitin-dependent protein catabolic process; protein polyubiquitination. The record is from RefSeq and is a predicted model, not a curated record. NCBI's taxonomy places the organism in Eukaryota, Metazoa, Chordata, Mammalia, Artiodactyla, Camelidae.